UUUCCGCCUUUCCGGUUUCCUCCCACCCACCUCACCGUACCCAAAUUUCCUCGCCAAUCUGAGGGAAAAAAUGGUGCCUCGCCGCGCCGAGAUCUGAGGCCGCGCGCCCCCCGCAUCGCAUCGCCCUCCGCAUCCACCUCCACCGCGCGAUGGCGUCCUCCGCCUCCGCGGCUUCGCGAUCGCACGGGAGCACCACCGCGAUGAUGCUCCCGGGGCCGCCCGGCCGCGGCAACGGCGGGUGCAUCGACCUCAGCCCCGCGGGGCUCCUCGCGCACGGGGCCGGGAGCAGCGUCGUCGUCUCCGACCCGCGCUCCAUGCAGCUCCUCUGCGUCCUCCCCAUGCCUUCCUCCUCCCUCGCCUCAUUCGUCACCGCCGUCCGCUGGGCGCCCCCCGGCGCGCCGUCCCUCGCCGCGGGGCACGAAGGCGAUGAUGACGACGACCACCGCCCGCUCCGCCUCGCCGCGGGCGACCGCCACGGACGCAUCGCCGUCUGGGACGCCCGCGCGCGGCUCGUCCUCCACUGGCUCAAUCUCGACGAGACCCGCGGGGUCGCGCCCGGCACCGGCGGCGGCGUCCAGGACCUCUGCUGGGUCCACCACGCCUCCGGUUGGCUCCUCGCCUCCAUCCAUGGGCCCUCGCUGCUCUGCAUCUGGGAGACAUCCAACAACCCGCGUGUCCUCUGGAUGUUCGACGCCUCGCCGGAGUACCUCUCCUGCCUCCGCCGUGACCCCUUUGACGCGAGACAUCUCUGCGCGCUCGGCCUCCGCGGCUUCUUUCUCUCCGCAAUCCCGCGGCCGGACUCCGACAUCUCGCUCCAGGAGCACCGGGUGACCUGCGGCGCCAGUGACAUUGCAGAGCUGCAGAGGCUAGAGAAGGAGAUAGCGGCGCCCCCGCCCUCCCCGGCGCUUGCAGCUUUCCCAGCCUUCGCGGCGAAGUUUUGCUUCUCCCCGCUUUGGAGAAACAUCAUAUAUGUCACGUUCCCCAGGGAGCUCAUUGUCUUCGACCUCAAUUACAGUACGGCACUCUCUGUCACUCCAUUACCCAGGGGAUUUGGCAAAUUCUCGGAUGUUAUGGCUGAUCCUGAUCUCGACCUGCUCUACUGCACACACAUUGAUGGCAAGCUGAGUAUCUGGAAGCGCAAGGAGGGUGAGCAAGUGCAUUUGUUGUGUGCAGUGGAAGAGCUCAUGCCUUCAAUUGGUACAAUUGUUCCACCUCCAGCUGUUCUUGCUACUACAAUCUGGCAGUCAGAGUCUAUUUUCCGCAACAUCGACAAGCAAUCACAGGAUUUGGGACAAAUACAGUCUACAAGUUCUGUCAUCUCUGAUACAAAUACAAACCAAAAUAUGUAUCAAGGGACCAUGGCAUAUCUUACCUCUAUCUCUGAAGAUGGCAAGAUCUGGUCAUGGCAUUUAACUUUUGGCAAGUCUGCAUGUGCUAGCAAAGUUAAACUAGGUACAUCGAAUCAUACUGAUGCUGGAAUUUCCAAUCCACGCUCCAAUGGACUUGAUUUUACCGUAAAGAUUAAUUUGAUGGGCCAGCUUCAUCUUUUGUCCUCUACUGUGACUACACUAGCUGUGCCAUCCCCUUCUUUACUUGCCACAGUAGCCCGUGGUGGAAACAAUCCUGCACCAGCAGUACCACUAGUUGCUCUAGGAACUCAGAAUGGGACUAUUGAAGUUGUUGAUGUUUUAGCCAAUGCAGUAUCAGUUAGCUUUGCUGUCCAUAGCAGCACUGUCAGAGGGUUAAGAUGGCUUGGAAAUUCACGACUUGUUUCAUUCUCAUAUAGUCAGGCCAAUGAUAAAAGUGGAGGAUACAAUAAUAAGCUUGUUAUUACAUGCCUUAGGAGUGGACUAAAUCGAUCAUUCCGUGUACUUCAAAAGCCUGAACGUGCACCAAUAAGGGCAUUGAGGGCUUCCUCAUCUGGAAGGUACCUCUUGAUACUGUUCCGUGAUGCUCCUGUUGAAGUAUGGGCUAUGACAAAGAACCCCUUGAUGCUUAGGUCCUUGGCCCUUCCUUUUACGGUGUUAGAAUGGACUUUGCCUUCUGCUCCCCGACCAAGUCAAAAUGCUGCAUCUAAGCAAUCAUCAACAUCCAAGGAGCGGUCAGCAGAGGCUACUGGUGCAGAAAGUACUGAUGAAACAUCUGAAAGUUUUGCUUUUGCACUAGUCAAUGGUGCUCUUGGGGUGUUUGAAGUACAUGGACGCCGAAUACGAGAUUUCAGGCCAAAAUGGCCCUCAUCAUCAUUCGCGUCUGCAGAUGGCUUGGUUACUGCUAUGGCUUAUCGCCUUCCCCAUGUUGUGAUGGGUGAUAGAUCAGGCAAUAUUAGAUGGUGGGAUGUUACAACAGGCCUUUCUUCUUCUUUUAGCACUCACAGGGAAGGCAUCAGGAGAAUUAAAUUUUCUCCUGUUGUUCCUGGUGAUCGAAGUAGAGGGCGCAUUGCUGUGCUAUUCUAUGAUAAUACGUUCUCAAUAUUUGACCUGGAUAGUGCAGAUCCCUUGGCAAAUGCCCUUCUUCAGCCACAAUCUCCUGGUACCCUUGUCUUGGAGCUUGAUUGGUUAUCAACCCGAACAAAGAAGGAUGAACCACUUGUAUUAUGCAUCGCUGGAGCUGAUAGUAGCUUCCGGCUGAUUGAGGUUAACAUGGAUGCUAAGGCCAGUUCUACUCUGAGGCCAGUGACUACAAGAGAGAAGUUUAGGCCAAUGCCAUUGUGUCUUCCAAUACUAUUUCCAACAGCACAUGCUUUGGCUUUGAGGAUGAUCCUGCAGCUUGGUGUGAAGCCAUCCUGGUUUGAAUGCAAUGGCAACGAUAAAUUAGCUAGUAACAGCUUUAAGGCAACACCAACAGCUUUUGGAGAUCUUCGUAGUUACAUGAUUGAGACAACCCUGCCUCCUGUUGGUGAUUCUGUAGUGGCAGAAUUGCUGCUAAAAGUGUUGGAACCUUACAGAAAGGAGGGGUGCAUUCUUGAAGAUGGAAGAGCCAAAUUAUAUUCGGCUAUAGUCAAUAAGGGAACAUGUGCAAGGUUUGCAUUUGCUGCUGCGGUUUUUGGUGAUUUCCAAGAAGCACUUUUCUGGCUUCAGCUGCCUCAAGCUCUUCGUCAUUACCUGGAUAAAUCAACUGAGAAGGGCUCAGAAUCAAGUGUGCAUCCUAAUUCUGAGCCAGCCUCCACAUUGAAUAGGGCAUCAUCUUCAACAGAGAGAUCUGUACGUGGAAAUAUGGCAAAAGUCGCUGAGAAUUCUGGACAAUUAAGUGCAAUGGCAUUUAAGCAAGAGCAACUAUGGUUCAAUGCAAAUGAAAGAAUACCUUGGCAUGACAAGCUUGAUGGUGAAGAGGCUUUGCAAAAGUGUGUCCAUGAGCUUGUCUCUCUUGGAAACUUGGAAGCUGCGGUGUCCUUGUUACUGUCAACACCUCCUGAAGGCUCAAAUUUUUACCCAAAUGCAUUAAGAGCAGUUGUAUUGUCAUCUGCAGUAUCGCGAUCUUUGCAUGAACUUGCAGUCAAGGUUGUCGCAGCCAAUAUGGUUAGAACAGACAAAUCACUGUCUGGCACACAUCUUCUCUGUGCCGUGGGGAGAUAUCAGGAAGCAUGUUCUCAGCUUCAAGAUGCCGGUUGCUGGGUUGAUGCUGCAACUUUGGCUGCAAGUCAUUUGCAUGGUUCUGAUUAUGCAAGGGUACUUCAGAGGUGGGCAGAUUAUAUUCUUCGCUGUGAACAUAAUAUGUGGAGAGCUCUGAUACUAUAUGUUGCUGCUGGAGCACUACCAGAGGCUUUAGAAACACUUCGUAAAAACCAGCGACCAGACACCGCGGCGAUGUUCUUGCUUGCUUGCCAUGAGAUCUAUUCCCAAAUCACCACAGAAUCAGAGCCUUCAGACGACACUUCGGUAUCGACAUCGGAGCAGAGCCGCAAGCUCCGGUUCCCUUCCAAGAAUGUGGAUGACGAGGACCUGGUGGCGGUCAGUGAGGUGUUCGGGCAGUACCAGCAGAAACUGAUUCAUGUUUGCAUGGAUGCUGAACCGAAUCUGGAUUGAGCCAUUUUGGCGCCAUGCCGUCAUACAUUGCAAAUUGCGAUAUGGGAGGUCCUCUCCUGGAUGGACAAUAUGCGAAGCGGAAAGAGACCUGCUGCCCCUUCUGAUCUACUCUUGUAGAUGUCAACAUCUAGGUCUGGCUUCUCCAUUUUUGUCUGGUGUGAAGCCUUUUUUUUUUUUCCUUCUACAGGAUGUAUGCUGCCUGUAUUUUUGUCUGGUGUGUAAGGUUUUCUACGGGAUGUAUGUUGGCCCUUGCAAGUUUCGAUCCUGGACAGAGCCGCGUUGCGCCGUAUGCUACCAAACCUGCCGAUGAUUAGCUUUGCUGAUGUGGCAUUUGUACGGAGGAUCUGGAAUACUUGAAAGGGAUAGGCAUUGCAGUGUUGUAUUUGUAGAUGAGGACUCUUGGCACUGGACAUUGUAUUUAUUUUUUUUGUAAGAAUAUAUAUUAUAUGUAUACUGUUUCAUAGUACUAUAUAAGUCACUCUGAGUUUGACUUAGACAAACAUCAUAACAUUUUAUUAAGUUUAUAAAAAA
This is a messenger RNA of Oryza brachyantha (malo sina), 4553 nucleotides long. Its product is annotated as WD repeat-containing protein 11-like. Gene Ontology annotation, molecular function: protein binding. NCBI's taxonomy places the organism in Eukaryota, Viridiplantae, Streptophyta, Magnoliopsida, Poales, Poaceae. The coding region runs from base 150 to 4022 and encodes 1290 amino acids. The record is from RefSeq and is a predicted model, not a curated record. Gene Ontology annotation, cellular component: cytoplasm. The transcript has 21 exons.